This is a messenger RNA of Aptenodytes forsteri (emperor penguin), 832 nucleotides long. RefSeq names its product DnaJ heat shock protein family (Hsp40) member B2 (gene DNAJB2). Gene Ontology annotation, cellular component: cytosol; endoplasmic reticulum membrane. Gene Ontology annotation, biological process: protein refolding; positive regulation of proteasomal ubiquitin-dependent protein catabolic process. Bases 107 to 832 code for a protein of 241 amino acids. NCBI's taxonomy places the organism in Eukaryota, Metazoa, Chordata, Aves, Sphenisciformes, Spheniscidae. Gene Ontology annotation, molecular function: Hsp70 protein binding; ATPase activator activity. The transcript has 10 exons. The record is from RefSeq and is a predicted model, not a curated record.
AGCCCGGAGGCUGUCCCGGGUCGGUGGCCGUGCCCCGGUGCGCUCGCAGCACUGGCUGCACCGCUGGGGCCAGCGAGCGAGUGCCCCCGCGGGGCAGCCGCACGUCAUGGUGGACUACUACGAAGCGCUGGGGGUGAGCCGCAAUGCCACCGCUGAGGACAUCAAGAAGGCGUACAGGAAGGCCGCGCUGAAAUGGCACCCAGAUAAAAACCCAGACAACAAGGAGUAUGCUGAGCAGAGGUUCAAGGAGAUCGCCGAGGCGUACGAAGUGCUGUCGGACAAGCAGAAGCGCGAUGUCUACGACCGUUAUGGCAAGGACGGACUCAUGGGGGCAGCUGGACCAGGGGGUUCCAGGGCCGAUGCUGGGGCCCCUGAAUUCACCUUCACCUUCCGCAGCGCUCACGACGUCUUCCGGGAGUUCUUCGGGGGGCGAGACCCCUUCGCCGACUUCUUUGAUGAGAUGCUGCCCUUCUCUGAGCUGCGAGGACAUGGUCCACGGCACCACGGGGGAGGCCACUUCUUUACCCCCUUCCCAGGAUCCUCAGAUUUCUUUGCCUCGUCCUUCGGCUCCGGCUCCGGCGCUGACGCAGGGCUGGGCUUCCGCUCCGUCUCUACCUCCACCACCUUCGUUAACGGCAGGCGCAUCACCACCAAGCGGAUUAUCGAGAACGGGCGGGAGCGGGUGGAAGUGGAGGAGGACGGGGAGCUGAAGUCGAUCCACAUUGAUGGCGUCCCUGAUGACAUGGCACUGGGGCUGGAGCUGAGCCGGCGGGAGCAGCAAGCCUUUCCCAGCCCGCGGCCCCCCUCGCCCCCACCACCCAGUGUGUUCUGA